AUGGAGGCGAGGGUUGCAGCAGGAGCGCCCGGAGUAGACGAGGAGUCCGGGCUGCUCCCCCGGCCCCGCGCUCCGGCAGCCGGCGGCCGGCGCCCGCCUUCCUCCUCCGCGCGCCGCGCGCCUCCUCCGCCGCCGCCGGCGAUCUGGGCGACGGUGGACGGGCCCCUGGGGAUGCCGCUGGAGGACGCGGAGGGCCACGCGCGGCGCUUCUUCCUCUGGGGCUUCGCGUGCCUCCCCUUCCUCUGGGCCAUCAACUGCUGCUACUUCUGGCCCGUCCUCCGCUCCCCCAAAGCCUCCUCGCCCGCCGCCUUCGCCCCCAUCCGCCCCUAUGUUGUUAAAUCCGCAAUUGGCUUCACCAUCUUUGCUGCGGUUCUCCUCACCUGGGCCACGACUUUCAUCGUCGGGGGCGAGCGGUUGUUCGGGCCAGUGUGGAACGAUCUCGUGAUGUACAAUGUCGCAGACAAACUCGGUCUCACUGGAUUCAUGGGGUAGAUUCCGUUGCAGGCAUCGCUUUGUGAAGAGGUCCAGAAGCCGACAUGCUUACUCCAGUCAUUUGAUUGUCUGUAAUAUCAGCCACUGGUCAGACUGAAGCCUGUAGAAGCCCGUAUUUAGUAAUUGAGGAUUUUAUAUGUAUAGUUGGGUCAGCCCAGCCCAGGAUCUGCCGAACCUAGGGAAAAAAAAUCAAACUGCUCUUAAAUAUGGUCAUACACUUUCUUUACUUAACAUAUUCUAGGCCCACUUUUAGGGAACAUAAUCUAUUGCUCGGUAAUCCUCAGUGUUGUAAGUUGUAACUCGGAUGUGGUUGUACUAAACA
This is a messenger RNA of Lolium rigidum, 814 nucleotides long. RefSeq names its product probable gamma-secretase subunit PEN-2. The transcript has 2 exons. Lineage: Eukaryota; Viridiplantae; Streptophyta; Magnoliopsida; Poales; Poaceae. The record is from RefSeq and is a predicted model, not a curated record. Gene Ontology annotation, cellular component: gamma-secretase complex. The coding region runs from base 1 to 492 and encodes 163 amino acids.